AGAGAUGAAGGAGGAUUCUAAUGCUAUCAGUGACCCUUAAUUCAUAAUGUAAGGAUAUUUAGGAUGUAUUCAUUCUGAAGGGUCUCAGUCUGCUGAGUAAAGACUCGUAACAUCAGCAUUGAGACACUUCCUGUACUCUCCUCCUUCUGGGCUUCUAAUCACAUCAGAUGAAUUACUGAUGACUUUUUGAUCUAAACAAAAAUACCAACCUAUCGCAGUCAGGAGAAAAGACCUGUAUCUAGAAGCCUUCAGUCUUUAGUGGGAUUCAGCCAGCGCACUACCCCGAGAACCCUGCAGGAACUCUUCUGUAGAACCUUCACCUAAAGAGCUGCUCUUCACAAGCUUUUAUCAAUGGGAAAUCCUCUGAUCUAUAUAAAACCGUGGAGAGCGUAAGUGGCACAAGUAUAGACACACACACGCACACACACGCGCACACACACACUCAGUCGCGGGUUAUUUUGUGUGCGCCUUCGUCUCCUGCAGCAACAAUGUGAAACUCCAUCCGCUCGCCCUGCGCGGUAACUCGAGCCGUGGAAAAAAACGGGGAGGAAACAGGCUCGCGCCGCGUACGGUUACCGAAUAACAGGCCCCUCCCCCUUUCCUUUCCUUUCCUCUCUCUCUCUCUCUCUCUCUCUCUCUCUCUCUCUCUCUCUCUCUCUCUCUCUCUCUCUCUCACACUCUAUCCCUCUCUCAGACCUCGGAGACACGGCACGCAGCAGCAGAAGAUGGCUGAGCGCACCGGGCAGCUGGAGCCCCGCACGGCGGCAGCGUCGUUAUCCCCGUCCCUCUCACCGGGGCGAACCUGAAGCCCCUUCCUCCUGUUCCUCCUCCUCCUCUAAACACAAAUCCAAAGAUUCCCCGUGUCUCCGUGCGUCCGCGACCCCACGUUAUUUCUCCUGACAGACACACACACACUCGCGCGCGCGCGCACACACACACACACACACACACACACACACAAGGAGGAUUUUUUUUUUCUCGUUUUGGUUUCUUUAAUCGCAGCAUGGCGGAAACGGAGAAGGAGAGCAGCAAAGCUCCGGAGAGCAAGAGGAGCCGGAAACCCGCUCACCCCGUCAAGCGCGAGAUCAACGCAGACAUGAAGAGUUUUGCGGAGAACACGAUGAACGAGCUGCUCGGGUGGUACGGGUACGACAAAGUGGAGCUGCGAGACUCGGACGAUCUGGAGAUUCGCAACUAUCCGGAUGGAGAAAUCCGUCAGCACAUCUCCGUCCUGAAAGAAAACUCUUUGCCAAAAGCGGUGAUGCCCGAGGGCAGCUCGUCUCCUCCUAAUGCCAACAGCUCUUCUUCAACUCCUACAUCACGUAACAGCGUCGCCACAGAGAUGCCUGCUAACCCUGCCUCCUCCUCCUCCUCCUCUUCCUCGACGACAGUUGCCAAGGAGCAAGGGAGCAUGCCAAUCAUAGUUCCCCUGAUUCCACCCCCACUCAUCAAACCACCAGCAGAAGAGGACAUGUGUAACGUUCAGAUUGUGUGUGCGUGGUGUCAGAAGGUCGGUUUGAAGCGGUACUCCCUCAGCAUGGGCUCUGAACUCAAGAGCUUCUGCAGUGAGAAGUGUUUCGCCGCGUGUCGACGCGCCUAUUUCAAACGCAACAAGCUGGGAUGUGUGAGGACUUUACCUGCCAGAGAGGAGGAGGCCUCCACGCAGCACAGCAAAGACACGCCCAGACUUGUCCUCAAGACACACAGCGAUGCGCUUUCAAGGGUCAGAGGUGAAGGAGACGCGGGAGACGAGUUGAGAUGUAAACCAGAGGCGCUAAUGUCUGAGGUGUGUGACUGGUGCAAACACAUCCGCCACACUAAAGAGUAUCUGGAUUUUGGCUCGGGUGAACGCCGGCUCCAGUUUUGCAGCGCUAAGUGUCUCAAUCAGUACAAGAUGGACAUCUUUUAUAAAGAAACCCAGGCUGCUCUGCCCGGUGGACUGUGUAACCCUCUGUAUCCGUCCGGAGACGGAAAAACGGAAGCAAACCCCGGGGUCCAACUUCUGACCCCUGAAUCUUGGAAUUCACCUUUUAGCGAACUAAGGCCCCGCAAGGCAUCAUCUCCAGGGGCAACCGCAUCCGGGGCUGGACACUCAGGAUCUGUGUCUGCGUCACCCUCUGAUUCCAGCGCUGCAGGUUCAGUGUCUUCAUCAUCCUCAUCUUCGGUGAAAAUGCCCACGCCAAGGCCACAUGAGAGUCCGACGUUACCCCCGCCACCACCCCUGCCACCACCCCCUGCUCCUGGAAUUCACCCAUCCAUGGGUGUGGUGCCCAAUGGAAGCCCUCCAAUGAUAAUGACACCCCGUGGCCCAGUUCCCCUGCCAUUCUUCAUGGAGCACCAGAUGAUGCACCAAAUGCGACCUCCCUUUCUACGCCCCGCUGGCCCCAACAGCCCCCUUCCUAAUCCUAUGAUUCCUGGAAUUGGGCCACCUCCACCACCUCGGACCUUGGGUCCUCCGUCAAGUCCCAUGCACCGACCCUUGCUUUCACCCCAUGUCCACCCCUCUUCCACCCCCACCUUGCCGGUUAACCCUCCUGGAAUAAUGCCCCCUCAUCCAGGUGCCCACAUACCUGGACUUCCCUUUCCGCCGGUUAACAUCAUGCCACCAGGGCCCAUACCAAUGCCACCUAUGAUGAACUUUGGAAUGCCAUCACUGGCGCCGUUAGUACCUCCUCCGAUGCUUUUAGUGCCAUAUCCUGUAAUUGUGCCAUUACCGGUCCCGAUUCCCAUCCCUGUUCCUAUACCAAUCAGUCCAAAGGCAUCCGGCGAUCGCCCGGGGAAUGAUGGCAUGCUUCCGGAUCUUUCUGGUGAGCACAGUGACUUGCAGGACUCGUCCAUCUCCCCCAGUUCAUCCAGAGGAGAAGGUGGAGCACAGAAGCAAAAUUCCUCCAGCUCAGAUGUGCUUUCUCCAGGCAUUUCCAGCCAGACGGAACGGCACAGUAUGAACUCGAUUAAGAUAGAAAGUUCCGGAAGUUCCAGUCCAUCAAAUCCAGGAUCCCCUACAGAAGCACCAGCAAACGGAAUAAUUGACUUGACGACGAACAGGCGCUCCCGGCAGCAGCUAGUGAUCCAGAGAGCUGCGCCAUGCGUGCAGGUGAAGCCUGAGCCUGAAUCAACCACACCCACUGGUCUUAGCGUGUCGAGAGCGGGUGAACGUGAAAUGAUCGAGAGAGAUUCGUGCAGCAUCGGACCAUUAGAGGAAGCUCAAAAAGACAGAGACACAGAGGUUAAAAGCCCACUGAACAACAUUAUUCUGCCUUGUGCUGACCCUUCAUUCUGCAGCGCUACGCCUUUACUAUCUCAACCAAUUCCAUGCAGCCUUUCUACACACGUGGCCAGCAUCGGGGUGACUAAGACGGAGCCAGGUACAGCUACGCCUUGUAACGUGAUCGUUAAUGGCAGCUGCAAUGUGCAGCCACUAGAUCCCGCCGUCCGGACACCGCCUCCAGAACAGCGCCCUGUUGUGGAAAUGAACCGAAGGACAGCCACGAUUUGUGAUGAGCCAACCGAGGGAGAGGACCUAAAGGAAAACAGCUGCUCAGCCAUUGAGAGAACCUUUUCCGAGCAGGCUGUAGCACCCGGGUGUGCCGUAGAGGAAAAAUCCCAAGAGGCAGAAGACGCUGCAUCUGGAGCAGAUCAUGCGUAUGCCUUGCCCAUCAUGCCUAAACCGGGCUGCGUCAUUCAGCCCGUGCCAAAACCAGCAGAUAAGACAGCAGCCAUAUUGGCGUGUGGCUUGGAAGCUCCGUUAUCGGCGGUGGGAGCAGCAGACAUGGAGCCACCGUUGAAAAGGAGGUGCUUGCGAAUCCGCAAUCAGAACAAGUGAAGAGAGAAAACUCGCAGACUCUCAAAUGGAAAAAAGCCGAGCACUGCAGCAGAUCCCAUCAGUCCACCGAUCGCCACGUCAGCACCUGCCGACGCUCCUACACAACCUUCUUUACAAGCUCGAUUAUGUCUAUGUUAGAUAAAUGAUUGCACUUCCCCUUAUCUCAGAACAGACUGAUCUUUUGAGGGACGUAUUUUCAAUUGAGCGUUCAACUUCUGACCUUACACGGACCUCUGAUUUAUAUCAGUUUGGCAUGGAAGUGUCUCCCUCUACAGGACGGGUUCGGCGCUGCAGUGCUAAGGAUCGUGAUGUAGAUACAGAUAUGUGACCGGGCCAAAACAUGGGUGAUUUAAGCCAAAACAGCAGUCAUGUCCAGGUCCAGUGGACUGCCAAUAAAACAUGCAAACAGAUGAAUAGGACCAGCUCCUGAACAGGCCAGGAAGUGGUCCACGAACAUGGCCUUAAACACAAGGCCUGCCACUCUAAAUGUGCCCACAGAUCACAGACAAAUAUUUUUGUUUAUUUUCAGUGUUCAGACAAAUCUGCUUUUAUUUAUAUUCGGUGAGAGAAAAAGAGCUGGAGCUCCGGGAAUCCGGUAGUAUCACACUUUAGAUGGAUCGAGUACCAAGAAAGUGAUGAAAAAAGGUCACUGUGGUUCUAAUCUUCGGUGACAUCUCUUUUUUUUUUACUCUUACUUCUUUCUUUGGCACCACCAGCAAGACACCGAACUGUUCCUCUGUGUCCGUUCUGACCACCAGAACGGUACGUAAUGUCAGAAAUACGCCCCCUGCUGGAACAGAAUGGACAAAAUGAAAAGAGACAAUUGCAGUGUUAAAGAUGCUUAGUAUUUCCAGACAGUUUGCUGGUUGCCAGUUACGGCGGUGUGUAAAAGGGAAAGAUGUGCAAUGUAAACUUUCACCGAGGCACGGGUGACAGGGUAGAGACGACAAGUUAAACCAAGACUCGACAUCAAAAUCCAGCCUCCAACUGAAACCUGUGCUGAAACUCCAGUUCUUCAUCCUUCUACUAUCUACAACAGUCACCCAAUAAAUCAUGCCAUAAUUUAUGUUAACUGAA
Messenger RNA from Tachysurus fulvidraco (yellow catfish), 4900 nucleotides. RefSeq names its product sine oculis binding protein homolog (Drosophila) a (gene sobpa). Gene Ontology annotation, biological process: animal organ development. The record is from RefSeq and is a predicted model, not a curated record. The transcript is spliced from 9 exons. Bases 1004 to 3823 code for a protein of 939 amino acids. Gene Ontology annotation, cellular component: nucleus. NCBI's taxonomy places the organism in Eukaryota, Metazoa, Chordata, Actinopteri, Siluriformes, Bagridae.